GUACCGGUUUACAUUUUUCAUCAAACAAAAAAAAAUUGUUCACCACGAGUCGCAUGACGGACGCAAUGUUCUAGUUUUUAACUACAUUUAAGCGCCUUGCGGAUAUCGUGUUAGUUUAUACGACAUUGUGUAUUGGCUUUUCACGCUAUUCACACUGACUCCAGCUGUCUCGAGAUUUAUAUGCCACGAUCCAGUUUACACUGAGAUAUAGGUAAACACAAACUGUGGGCGAAUUGAUUGUAAGAUCACGUUAAGAAAUAUACAGAAUGGCAUCGUACAAGCUAUAUUAUUUUGAUGGUAGAGGGGCAGCCGAGUUGGCUCGUUUGGUUUUCAAACAGGCCGGAGUUGAUUUCGAGGAUAUCAGAUACACAGGGGAGGAAUGGCCACAACACAAAUCAGAGAUGCCUCUUGGUGCAAUGCCUGUGUUGGAAGUGGACGGUCGGAAGAUAUGUCAGAGUUUGGCAAUCGCGCGAUACCUGGCAAAGGAGUUUGGGCUGUUUGGAUCGAACAAUAUGGAAGCGUUCGUGAUCGAUGAGCUGUUUGAGAUAUUCGCGGAAAUAAUGAACAACCACCUAUGGAAAAUCUUCUAUGAAGAAGACGAAAACAAAAAGGCAGAACUUGCAGAAACCUUUAAGAAGGAUAGCGCUGCAAAAUACCUGAACCUAAUCGAGAAACGACUGAAGGAGAACACGAGCGGAAGUGGCUUUUAUGUUGGGUCGGAAGUAACUGUGGGCGAUCUGCUCCUUUACAAUAGCAUGUACGCCAACCGAAAGUGGUUGGGGCAGUUCAGCGUGGACGUGUACGAGGGCCGACCCCUGCUGGAGGAACACUUCAAGCUUGUUGGGGUGCUGCCAAACAUAGCAAAAUGGGUGCAGGAACGACCUGAGACGGCUUUUUAAGAUUGCAAACAACUCGCCAACAAUUAAAGUUUCGAAUAAAGCGUAGUUUACAGAUGUUUGUUCGAACCGCGGUAGCUUUUGUCACAGUUUAUAUUUGGCCAGAGAUUAUAGUUUGAAAUUUUCAAGAGCCUAUCAGAGGAUGAAAAAACAGCAGCAAAGCAGACAGAAAAUCAUAUAAUGACUUGUCAACCCGAGGCUCACUUGGCAUCUGCAGAAGUAUAACAUCAGUUGUUCAAAUUUUUCAGGUUUCAGGCGAAUUCGUUUUACUGAAGACCAGGUGACAUGUAUAUAAUUAAAUAACACAUCUGACUACGAACAAUUAUCAGAAUAUGUGUUUGUUUGUUUGUUGUCAUAUUGACAUGCCACAAUUUCCUAUUUGUUUGGUAUAAAGAGUUCUUUAUUUUACAAUGACCAAUGAAAUAAAACAUAAAAUCAGUAAA
This is a messenger RNA of Dreissena polymorpha, 1339 nucleotides long. Its product is annotated as glutathione S-transferase 1-like. The coding region runs from base 267 to 899 and encodes 210 amino acids. The record is from RefSeq and is a predicted model, not a curated record. Gene Ontology annotation, biological process: glutathione metabolic process. The transcript is spliced from 5 exons. Lineage: Eukaryota; Metazoa; Mollusca; Bivalvia; Myida; Dreissenidae. Gene Ontology annotation, molecular function: glutathione transferase activity.